Vollenhovia emeryi is the source of this 5472-nucleotide messenger RNA. RefSeq lists its product as uncharacterized. Bases 690 to 1613 code for a protein of 307 amino acids. NCBI's taxonomy places the organism in Eukaryota, Metazoa, Arthropoda, Insecta, Hymenoptera, Formicidae. The record is from RefSeq and is a predicted model, not a curated record. The transcript has 4 exons.
AACUAGAUACUUUUAUAAAGUAACUUGCCCAACCCUGCACUUGAUUUUCUUAUUUCGUGUAUUUUAAUUUAAAAGAAACGAAAGUCAAACGCACGAUAUCAAAUGAAGUCCUUCUAAUCAGAGUCCGGCCAAUAGGCGGCAACUUGGUCCUGGCGACUCCCGAAAAAGAGAAAGGAAAAGCGAAACAGGGAGAAGGGUGGAGAAAUAACGUAUGUAUAUAUUCUCCUUUCUCCCAUCAGUCACGUCUAUCAAUCAAUCAACGAACAUGGUUCAAUCAUCCAAAUAUACUUUGUCUUAUCGGAUAUCGAUUUAUUAUUCUUCUCCUUCGGGUGUCGAGCAUUGCUAGCUACUGCACAUCAGUGUCCUGACUUAUCUUCGAGUUCUUUCAGAUCACACGUCUUGCAAUUUGCCUCGUUUCAACUUCCCUCCGUUCCGUACAAGAAAUCGCGCGUGUAACGAUGCUACAUUAGCGCGAAACAACGCCGUUUUGUAUGGCAAGUUAAAAAAAUCGCAGACGGACACGUCCGAUGGGAAACUCGAAAUGGCGCAGAGGUCGCCACCGCCCACUUGGUCUCGGCCGCGCAUGACCCACGGGCGACUUGACGCGGUGGCGGCGCGCAACAACGGCGGCGCGGCGGGGAUAACCCGCUAAUUAUCAAUGGCGCGAUGACGCGGACGGCGUACUACAAAUGGCGGGUAAUGAAACAGCUGUUCACGCCACCGUCGGCUCGACAUCUAGCGGAGCGCGGGCGCGAUCCGGCACGCGUCGGCGACGACGUCGACGUUGGGUACGCCGCGGCGAGGAAGCGCGUAGACGUGGUGCUAGAGGAAGGGCUGGGACGGCGGUGCCCGCUGGUGACCUGUCCAAGAGGAACAUGGCUGCUGGCUGCUGCGGCGCGAAGAAGCAGAGGCUGGGCGGCGGUGGCGGCGGCGGCGGCGGCGGUGGAGGCGCGGCGCCGAGCUUGUCGCCGUGCCGCGACGGCACCGCCAUACGGCACGGCGUUCCUCAACUGAGGAAGCCCGCGGCGAUUGCCCAGCCGGAGAUGGGCUUCUUCUGCUUCGACGUGCUCUACUGCCAGCUGCACCAGCUGGACCCGCCGAAGGCGCCCAACUUCAGCAACGAAGCGUUCCCUUUAUUUGUGACGUGGACAAUAGGAAAAGACAUGAGAUUACGAGGUUGUAUUGGUACUUUUAACGCGAUGCAUUUACAUGCUGGGCUACGCGAGUACGCUACAACUAGCGCAUUCAAAGACUCACGGUUUAAUCCGAUAACUCGAGACGAGCUGCCGCGCUUGCACGUAAGCGUGUCAAUUUUGCGGCACUUCGAGGACGGAGUUGACUACUUAGAUUGGGAAGUGGGUGUGCACGGAAUUCGCAUAGAAUUCCACAAUGAGAAGGGUAACAAGCGGACGGCUACUUACCUGCCCAGCGUAGCUAUGGAGCAAGGAUGGGACCAGAUACAAACGAUAGAUUCUCUGCUACAUAAGGGUGGCUUCAAAGGCCUAGUCACACCCGAUAUCCGUCGUAGCCUGAAACUGACUCGCUAUCAAAGCGAGGAGGUCACCGUGAGCUAUCAGGAUUACAUGACGCAUUGUCACAAUCGGAGAUGCUAGCAGAUCGCCUGGGGUCCCGGUCAGGGACCCCUGGCCCAACGCGCCGCCGAGGCUCGCUACAACAAUGCCCAUAUCACGGUCAAUUCGUCUCACUUGCAGAACGAUGGCGCACGAUACAAUUCCUUCGCGUCCGGCCAGCAGUGCUUGCAGAUCGUCGCGCAGCCGAGUCGCUCGACGUUCAUACAUCCGUUACCCUUACCAUCGCUCACCCCGGUCAUGAUACCGAUACGUAACAAUCCACCCCUCUGGUGGGACAACGCGGGUCCGUCCUAUCCGCCCGCGCCGCUUUAUCCCCGACCGCCGCAUCGCUUCCUGACGCAGGACACCGCGGAGCGCGGGGUACGUAAGCGGAAAUGACAUUGGAGGCGGUUGUUUCUCGCAAUCUUCCACUGUUUAAAGUGGUGCGUGUUUCUGUGUCUCAGCGUACACAGUCUCCCGUUUAUGCUACCGCAUGCUCCGUCUUGAGAAUAAUGAAACUUUCGUAUACGAUGGCAUCGUUUAAUUGUUGCGCAUUGCAAUUAAUUACAAAUAACGUAACUUUUACAAGGCUCGAAACUUGAUUAGAGAUUGUAGCUACAUUGACACGUGUUUAAUUUUCCAAAUAAUUUAAGAUUAUAUUGAAACAAUUUCCCCAAAUUUUUUAAUUCGAUUUCGAAGAUUGAUAAAGAAUAGAAACUAUAUUAAUUGCUCAAUUAUUCGAUGGUUGUGUUAUUCAUUAAUUCUACUUUUCUCACAAAUGUGUGUGCACUGAAUUCUUUUUUCGCUUAUAACAAUUAACGCUGCCAUCGUUUCGUGAAGAAAUCUGUAUUUGCAUCGAUAAUAUAAGAAUGACAAUGAAUACUUUUAUAAGACAGUGAUUACAUCUAAAAUUCACUGCCUGCUUUCACACGAUAUAAUGUACAAAAACGAUGUCGGAAUUAUUCCAUUUUUUUUAGCAUAAUGUAUAUGAUACAUAACAUUCUUACGCAUCAAGUGAAAGUUGGAAACAAUUCUUCAUGUUUUUCAUACAUUUCUCUCUGUUCACGUCUUUCAUUGGUCAUAGAACGCGUUUUAGCUACAUCAUAUAGAGUACUAGUUUGCAUUACAAGAAAGGAACUUUCCUUAGGUCUUCUGAACUCGCCGCGGCCAUGUUGGAAAUUAUGGAGGCGAGAAAUGACAUGCUGCGCAUUCUUGCGUGCCACUUUUACAUCGAAAAGUUUUAGGGUGAAACAUUUUUCAGGUCGCUUUAGCGCACUUGUAAAAUUGUCCGAAAACUAUCCUUCCCCUUUGACAGUUAAUAACCAGCCGUAAAAGAAAUGUGAUGCGAAGCCUUGUCGUAUCCAGUCAGCAAAACGUUAGCAGACACCAAAAUAGCCAUCUGUGUCCACACUUGGCUUUUGUUUUAGCAACAGGAUCUGUAAAACAUACACUGUCAACAAAUUGUCGGCGGAAACCGAGCAAGUCCAGUUAUGUGAGCAGAUUUUGUUGUAUUUCUACUGACAUACUGGCAACAUGUUGAAUAUGUCAGUUCCUGUAUGCAAUCUGCAGUCUUUCUGCCUUCAACAUCUGUUCUGACCGACUUUUGGCUAUCUGGGUAUACGCUAGGCUUAACUAGACUUCGCAUUACGUUCAUUUUACGGAAAAUGAUGGUUUUCGACAAUUUUAUAAAUGUGCCAAAGCGAUCCAAAGUCUUUUUCCAUCCAAAUAUCUUUUCUUAAGAAUGACAGGCAAAAAUUUUCUCGCACUUCAAUAUGGCCGCGGCAAAGAUCCAGGAACUUGAAGAUACUUUAAGAUAUUUAGUCGCAUCAAAAAGACAGCAAGUUUGACGAGGAAACAAAUAAAUUAUCUGUGGUUAAUUGUGAUUUAGUUAUUAAAGUAUAAAAACUAAAGACUAAUUGAAACUUGACUCAUAACACAGUAGCAAAUAUAAAUAGUAGACAUGUAAGUUAGACGUAAAAGUAUUAAAAAGAAGUAUAAAAGAUCUCAUUGUUUUUCGAUUAUCCGACUGAUAAGUUAUCAUGAUUUCGUGAUAGUUGCACCAAUUGCGGUGUCUCACGCAUCUAUCAAUGCAUAUUUCGCAAGUUUCAAUCGUAUCUUUUAAUAUUACGAUAUAAAUUAGUGGCAUAUUUCCCGGCGUUCCUUCUACUUCCCUUGAAUUGCCAGCUAUUCUUAAGAAGCGGGCUUUAAACACUGCCAAUUUAUUCGCCCUGUUAUAUCCUUUUUUUUUAUAUUAAUGGAAAUAUUCGUUAGAAAUAAAAAAUGAAAAUUGUUAUCGUAUCUUAUCUUUGUUGUAGCAUGCGUUGUUCUCCGUGUUAUCCGUGUUAGUGCGCGUUAUUAUAUAUUUACGUGAAACAUAUUGUUUGCAUCGAUAAUUAUAAUUAGCGAGUUGAUAAAAUCUUGCCUUCUGUGAAUCUCGGCAUAAUAUAAACGUCCAACGAACUGCCACAUACUUGUCGAUUCACAUAUGCACUCGUUUGGUCGACGGUACUUCGUUUGCGUAAUAAUUAGACAUUAUUAAGCUAGCGCCACGCUAUGCGCGAUUCGCGAUUCGUUUAUUCGUGAAUAGUGUGGAGGAGAAGUCCGUCGAUUCGCCAUUCGCAGUGAUUCGCUAGUCGAGCGAUUUUUGACGAAGAUAGUGGUUUUUGACUGAUAUUGAAACUUGACUAAUUGUAGACUUAUGAUAUGACUCCUGUCACGACAGGUAAAAGUUAGACGUUGUCGACGUUAGCACAAACGAAACGACAAAUAACAAAUUACGAUAAACUGCGAAUUACGAAUACUGUGGUAAAGCUAGCGCCACGCUAUGCGAUUCGUGAUUCGUAAAUUCGUGAAUAGUGUGGGGGGAAAAAAUUCGUCGAUUCGCCAUUUUGACUAAGAUAGUAGUUUUUGACUGAUAUUGAAACUCGACUAAUUGUAGACAUAUGAUCCAAGUCCUGUAAUGACGAAUAAAAGUUAAAAGUUGUCGAAGUUAACACGAACAAAACGACAAUUAAAUUACGAAUGAUAAACCGCGAGUCACGGAUAGUGCGGUAAAUAAUAACGAAUAUCCAUUUCUGCGAAUCACGAAUAGUGCAUAGUGUUGCGCUAGCUUUACGGUUUACACGUACGAAUAAUGCAUUGUCACCGGUGAGAAUGAAAAUAAUUCUGUCUAGCGUUGUGCAAUUACGCUCUCGCGGUAUACAAGUGAAUUGUAUUCGUGUUUGCCGAAGGGAGUUUGACGGCAAUACAAUGAAAACGUGCUCACUUAAAAGUGAGUCGUCGAUGUUAACGCAAUGCAAAUUAAAUAUACACACAUCUAGCCGUAUUGAACGUAUUUUAAGAUCGAUAAUCGUCAUACGAAUCUACUGAAUAAAAUCGUUCUGUAUUUUGUGAAACUGCCACAAAAGUCCACUCGGUGUGCGCGCAUUUUGUAAUUGCGUAGAGUAAGCACUUUGUACACACGUAGACGUUUAGUACUGUGCUCUUUUGCUCUUUCUCUCCCGAUGAUUAAUACGUUGUAACGCGAGAUUGCACGACGAAAAAUAUUAACAAUUUCUAAAGCGAGGCGUACUUGUCAGGUUAAUAUUUAUUAUCGUACUUGAUAUCAUCUGAUAUUAGUGUAAUAUUAAUGCGGUAUCAAGCGAGUGUAUGCUCACAUUGAUUGCAUUUGUAAAUUAAUAAUGCAGCGGACCCACAGGUUAUUCUUUACUUAUUCGUAAGUCGAAUACAGCGAACAUAACUCUCUCUCUCUCUCUCUCCGUCUCUCCCUUCCCCCUCUCUUCUUCAUUUCGCCUACUUCUCACAUUAAGAAACCAAUAGAAUCAUGCAAAAAUUACAUCAAGGUACUACAGGCAAUUCUUAUUGCAAUGAAAAGAUAAAAUAAACUUUUAUAUUGUCAUAA